Phaeoacremonium minimum UCRPA7 is the source of this 843-nucleotide messenger RNA. RefSeq lists its product as hypothetical. Gene Ontology annotation, cellular component: fungal-type vacuole membrane. Lineage: Eukaryota; Fungi; Ascomycota; Sordariomycetes; Togniniales; Togniniaceae. The transcript has a single exon. Bases 1 to 843 code for a protein of 280 amino acids. Gene Ontology annotation, molecular function: iron ion transmembrane transporter activity; manganese ion transmembrane transporter activity. Gene Ontology annotation, biological process: intracellular manganese ion homeostasis. The record is from RefSeq and is a predicted model, not a curated record.
AUGUCCGCGCCCUCCGAAACUGCUCCACUUCUCCGGGGCUCCUUUGAGCCCUCCGGCGAGCGGGCCCCGCGCUCGCCGCCAAUCAUCUCACCGGGCAUGGUGAAUCGCCAGCGUGUUGCAUCGGCCUCCAUCACGCCGCACAUGGAAUCUCAUACCGACUACAGCGCCAUUCUGCGCGACGUCAUCAUCGGCUUUGCAGACGGCCUCACUGUGCCUUUCGCGCUGACUGCCGGCCUGUCCAGCCUCGGCAGCACCAAGCUCGUCGUCAUUGGCGGCCUAGCAGAGCUCUUCUCCGGCAUGAUCAGCAUGGGUCUGGGUGCUUAUCUCGCCGCUGUCACGGAGCGAGAGCAUUGGGAGGCGGAGAAUGCGCGCGAGUGCUGGGAGGUUGACAACGUGCCGGACAUGGAGCGCGCUGAGAUCUACGAGAUUCUCUCCGGAUACGGCAUCUCCAGAGCCGCCGCGCAGCCCAUCACAGAUGAGCUAUGUGCGGACAAGAAGAACUGGGUGCGCUUCAUGAUGGAUUUUGAGCUCAAGCUCGAGGAGCCCGAUGUCAGCCGGGCUUGGAUCUCGGCGCUCACAAUGGGUCUGAGCUACUUCAUCGGCGGCCUGGUCCCCAUGAUUCCGUACUUUGUGCUGCACAGCGCGAGACAUGCACUCUACGUUUCUAUUGGUGUAACCGUGGUCAUUCUUCUUGUUUUUGGUUAUGUCAAAAACUACAUCACCAUCCGGAAUAAGAGAGCCGGCGUUCUGGGAGCAUUGCAGACAUUGAUUAUCGGGGCGUUAGCGGCAGGCACGAGUUAUGCGAUUGUACGACUAUUAGACACGGGAGAUGCGCCGGCAUAG